CCCCCCCCCAUACGCAGCUCAUUGACAACAAGCUCUGAAAACCAGCCAGGAAUCAUCAAAUGCGUUUCUGCGAGAGAACAGAGUCAAGCAAUGAAGAGCAAACCUCAGGGCACUGAGGAGCAGGGAGGGAGGCGCGGGCACUGGGAGGGGAAGGAUCCAAGCACAGGUCUGACUCCUGACUGGCUGGAGUGGUUUUGGAGAAAGUCAGAGCACCACAAGCCAGUCGGGAGCUGUCCAACUUUUCAGCAGCGCUCGAGAUUGCGGUUCAGGUGCCCCGACUCAAGAGCGGGCUCCAGCAGAGAGGCGGCUUUGGCAGCUCCAGCCGCCAACGGUUCCUAAUCUGUCGUCGGCGCCCAGAGGAAGGAAGGGAAGAAGAGAGGAGGAAGAAGGGACAGACCAUCGGCGAAGCCGCACAUCAGAGUAGUGGUGACUUGGGGAGCACAGGAGCGUCUCUGCCACGGUGGCCGUGCUGGGAGCCCUGUGGCGUUUUGUGAUCGCUCCCGCUGGCAGAGCCCCCUCUCGGUAGCCUCAGCCUCUGGUGGCUACAAGUCGGAAGCUGAGCCCAGUCUCCAGAAGCGGCGGCGGCGGCGGCGGCAGCAGCGGGGAGGCGCUCCAUCCAGCGCGGUGAACCCGGCGGGGAAGCAGGGCGCGAAGCCGGCCAGGAUGGAGGCAGAGGGCAGCAGCGUGCCCGCCCGAGCGGCCAGCGGCGAGGGCAGCGACGGCGCCGGCGGAGUGGCGCUCAAAGCCCCCAAGCAUCUCUGGAGGCACGAGCAGCACCACCAGUACCCGCUCCGGCAGCCCCAGUUCCGCCUCUUGCAUCCCCACCACCACCUCCCCCCGCCGCCGCCGCCCUCGCCCCAGCCCCAGCUGCAGCCACCGCCGCCGCCCCCACUGCCACCGCCCCCGCCGCCGCCCGGGGCUACCCGUGGCCGCUACGCCUCGAGCGGGGCCACCGGCCGCGUCCGGCACCGCGGCUACUCGGACACCGAGCGCUACCUGUACUGUCGCGCCAUGGACCGCACCUCCUACGCGGUGGAGACGGGUCACCGGCCCGGUCUGAAGAAAUCUAGGAUGUCCUGGCCCUCGUCGUUCCAGGGACUCAGGCGGUUCUCCAGGCUCUUCUAACCUCAUCAUUAGGUCUGCCUGCUGCCGUCCUGGUUUCACCUUUCUUGGACAAG
Nannospalax galili (Upper Galilee mountains blind mole rat) is the source of this 1178-nucleotide messenger RNA. RefSeq names its product cAMP-specific 3',5'-cyclic phosphodiesterase 4D-like. The record is from RefSeq and is a predicted model, not a curated record. NCBI's taxonomy places the organism in Eukaryota, Metazoa, Chordata, Mammalia, Rodentia, Spalacidae. Bases 664 to 1125 code for a protein of 153 amino acids. The transcript has 2 exons.